AGCGAAGAAGCAGGCAUCAGUUAAGAUCAACAGGUCUUUUGCUCUUCUUCGAUUCCCAAAUCGCAAUCCCAGCACCGGUUAACCAUGGCAUUCAAGUUUGUUCUCUUCGUCGCCAGUGCAGUAUUCGCCUCAGCGAACGCUGGCUACACCGUGACAUCCGGUUCCGACAACACCUACAGGAGCCCAGGAAACUUGGCCCAGGUUUCGACCCAAUCGAAGACCAUUGACACGCCAUUUUCGAGCAGCAGCAAAACCGACGUUCGUGUAAGCAACCCCUCGGUGUACUAUUCUGCACAGCCUGCCGCGUAUGCCGCUGCUGCUGCACCGAUCUACGAAAACCACCAUACCAAGUUGGCCUACGCAGCAGUACCCCAAGCAACUGUAAACUACGCAGCUGCACCAGUUACCCAUACCCAGGCAUACUACCCUCAACAAUACGCCACCUACCAGAGCUACGCCGCCCCUGCGACUUACCCGGCUGCCCAGCAAGUUUACGCUGCACCUUCCACUGGCCUCAUCACUAAAACUGCGUAUACUGCACCCGCCACCUAUCAAGUCGCUCAACAUGCUCCAGUUGCUUAUGCAGCACCGACAGCGUUUGCCCAUACCGCCCCAGCUACACCCCUCGUCAAAAUUGCUUACUCCCCAGCCAACGAAGUGGCUCACUUCGCCUACAGCAAUGUCAAUGACCACAUCAACUAUGCCUGGUAAUUCGGCCACGUGUCAACCGACCGGCGAUCCUUCCACUAAUUAGUGAUCCACCAGCAUUUUUCCAUAGAGAAAACAAUCAUUGGCCAUUACCGGCGUAUUUACCUUCAUCCUUAUGCCAGAAGUUACAUGCAUUUUGUACAAAGUUUUCAAUCAUUUUGCGAUUGUCUUUUAGUGAGAUUAUUAAUGUAUAAUAAAGAUGCGAUUAAUGGGAAUUUAUU
Venturia canescens is the source of this 929-nucleotide messenger RNA. Its product is annotated as pupal cuticle protein C1B-like. NCBI's taxonomy places the organism in Eukaryota, Metazoa, Arthropoda, Insecta, Hymenoptera, Ichneumonidae. Bases 85 to 711 code for a protein of 208 amino acids. The record is from RefSeq and is a predicted model, not a curated record. The transcript has 2 exons.